AAGAGACUAGACCUGACUCGCAAAGUGAAAAUAUUUCGCAACUUUUUGUUUGUCGUGUGGACGUGUGGGAUCGAUGCUCUGACGCAGUUUUACCUUAAAUAUGGGGAUUCUUGAGAAAAUUGCUGAGAUAGAAGCCGAGAUGGCUCGUACGCAGAAGAACAAGGCCACUAGUGCACAUCUUGGUCUGCUUAAAGCUCGCCUUGCUAAGCUGCGACGAGAGCUCAUCACCCCCAAAGGGGGAGGUGGCCCAGCAGGGGAAGGUUUUGAUGUUGCAAAAACCGGAGAUGCAAGAAUUGGAUUUGUAGGCUUUCCCUCUGUGGGUAAAUCCACACUGCUCAGCAACCUGGCCGGUGUCUACUCUGAAGUAGCCGCCUAUGAGUUCACCACGCUCACCACCGUGCCUGGUGUCAUCCGCUACAAGGGAGCUAAGAUUCAGCUUCUGGAUCUUCCUGGUAUCAUCGAAGGUGCCAAAGAUGGGAAGGGCAGAGGCCGUCAGGUCAUUGCUGUUGCGAGGACGUGUAGUAUCAUCUUCAUGGUGCUGGACGUCCUCAAACCGCUCAAACACAAGAAACUACUGGAGCAUGAGCUAGAAGGCUUUGGCAUCAGGUUGAAUAAGACCCCACCCAACAUCGGCUUCCGUAAGAAAGAGAAAGGCGGUAUCAACCUGACCACAACCUGCACUCAGUCCACGCUGGACCUGGACCAGGUCAGGAGUAUCCUGGCCGAGUACAAGAUCCACAACGCCGACGUGGUCCUACGCAGCGACUCCACCGCCGACGACCUGAUUGACGUGGUGGAGGGCAACCGGGUCUACAUUCCGUGCAUCUAUGUGCUGAACAAGAUCGACCAGAUCUCCAUAGAGGAGCUGGACAUCAUCUACAAGAUCCCUCACUGUGUGCCCAUCUCGGCUCACCACAAGUGGAACUUUGACGAUCUGCUUGAAAAGAUGUGGGACUACCUGCAGCUGGUCAGAAUAUAUACCAAACCCAAGGGUCAGUUGCCGGACUAUGAGGCACCGGUCAUCCUGAAGUCGGGCCACCUAACCGUGGAGGAUUUCUGCAACAACCUACACAAGGGUAUCAUGAAGGACUUCAAGUAUGCAUUGGUGUGGGGAUCAUCUGUGAAGCACAACCCCCAGAAGGUGGGCAAGGAACAUGUGCUCAAUGAUGAAGAUGUCAUCCAGAUUGUCAAGAAGGUUUGAUGUCACGUAAGGGAUUCUUGGACUUACAUUUGACUUCCAAAUACUCAAUUCCCAAUUAUGCCUGUCCCUUCCCCCCCUCAAGUCUACCUUCCCCGCCCAUGGAGUUUUUCCCUCUACACUUUUGAUGAUGUGGAAGCAAAGUAUACUCCAGCCGGUAAAGAAAAGUACAGAAUAGUAUUUUUGCAUGGACUGGGACUUGCAAGCAGAUGUUAAGACAAAGCGCCCAUUGCCAAUUUUUCAUGUGGUUAGGGACAUCUAAUCUCCUACCACUAAACCAAACCUUUGAAACUUAAAAUAGGAUGUCUGGACCUCUUUCCUUAUGUUGAUGAUGCUUGGACGGGAUAAUUUUCAUUUUUUUCUGAUUUCAAAAUUCUUUACAAAUUCCUAUCUUCAUUUACUGGACACUUACA
Acanthaster planci (crown-of-thorns starfish) is the source of this 1611-nucleotide messenger RNA. It is a transcript of the gene drg1, whose product is annotated as developmentally regulated GTP binding protein 1. The record is from RefSeq and is a predicted model, not a curated record. Lineage: Eukaryota; Metazoa; Echinodermata; Asteroidea; Valvatida; Acanthasteridae. Gene Ontology annotation, molecular function: GTP binding; GTPase activity.